AGACCAGAAGGGACAGCGGAUCUGGGCUGUGGGCCAGGAAGGGUAGAGAGGUUCGCUGGGAAGGUCAGGUGCAGGGGCCACCACUGGGUUCCUGGAACCCCACCCUGGGGGAAGGGAGGCUCCACUCGUCUCUAACUGCCCUCCCAUUCCCACAGAGCAACUGAGCCCCUAGGACGCGCCACUACCUGCUCCCGUGGGUCUGGCCUUUAGGCUGCCCUCAAGCCCAUGAACCCCAUGAAACCCACUCUGCCCCCCACACCACACAGUGAUGGUCUUUUCGCCUACGACACGGUGCCUUGGCAGCAGAGCGGAACACAGCCCGCAGGGUCCCUGUCUGUGGUCACCACUGUGUGGGGAGUGGGCAACGCGGCGCAGAGCCAGGUCUUGGGGACCCCCAUGGGCCCGGCAGGGAGCCCCCCUGGUGGCUCCAUGAUGCCCGGCAUGGGGGGCAACGGCUCCACCCUCAGCUCCCCGCAGUGCCUCGGCCAACAGGCAUUUGGUGAGGGCAGCGCCCCCAAGGGCUAUGUGCAACAAGGGGUGUACGGCCGAGGGGGCUACCCGGGAGGCCCUGGCUUCAGCACUGGGUAUGCUGGUGGUCCAGGGGGACCCACCGGUCUGGGAGUUCCCUCGCAUGCUGCCAGGCCCUCCACAGACUUCACACAGGCGGCAGCAGCGGCGGCGGUGGCUGCUGCUGCCGCUGCCACUGCCACCGCCACAGCCACAGCCACAGUAGCUGCCCUGCAGGAGAAGCAGAGCCAAGAGCUGGGCCAGUAUGGAGCGAUGGGGGCUGGACAGUCGUUCGGCGGCCAGUUUUUGCAGCACGGAGCUGCCCGUGGGCCCGGCAGUCUUGCCCCAAGCGGCGUUGGGGCGCUGAUGGGUCCCACAGGCAUGAACCCUGCACGGGCAGCAGGAAUGGCAGCCUUGUACACAAGUCAGCGCCUGCCGCAGCAAGGUUACCCUGGGCCCCCCCAGGCCCAACAGCUGUCCCGGCAGGGGGUCAAGAGGACCUACUCAAGUGAAGUGUACCCGACGCAGCAGUAUCUGCCUAACCCCGGGCAGCACCCGGCUCACAGGCAGGGCCUAGGCCAGUCUUUGCCCUCCUCAGGGCCCCUCGGGCUGCACUACAAGCCCUCGGAGCAGCUCAGCCUGCAGAGUGGAGGCUUCGGUGGGACCAGCGUUAACUACGGCCAGCCCAGCCUGAGUGGGGAUGUCAAGUCGCCCUUCCUACCUGACCUCAAGCCUAACAUGAGUGCCCUGCACCCCGCGGCGCCUGGCGGCCCCUGUGACGAGCUGAGAUUGACCUUCCCGGUGAGGGACGGGGUGGUGCUCGAGCCCUUCCGCCUGCAGCACAACCUGGCUGUGAGCAAUCAUGCAUUCCAGCUGCGGGACUCGGUGUACAAGACACUGAUGCUAAGACCUGACCUGGAGCUGCAGUUCAAGUGCUACCACCACGAGGACCGGCAGAUGAACACCAACUGGCCGGCCUCUGUGCAGGUCAGUGUCAAUGCCACCCCGCUGACCAUCGAGCGUGGCGACAACAAGACCUCGCACAAGCCCCUGCACCUGAAGCACGUGUGUCAGCCGGGCCGCAACACCAUCCAGAUCACCGUCACGGCGUGCUGCUGCUCCCACCUGUUUGUGCUGCAACUGGUGCACCGGCCAGCCGUACGCUCUGUGCUCCAGGGUCUCCUCAAGAAGCGGCUUCUGCCUGCCGAACACUGCAUCACCAAGAUCAAGCGGAACUUCAGCAGUGGCACCAUCCCUGGCACCCCGGGGCCCAAUGGUGAGGACGGUGUGGAGCAGACAGCCAUCAAGGUGUCCCUCAAGUGCCCCAUCACCUUCCGGCGCAUCCAGCUGCCCGCACGUGGUCACGACUGUCGUCACAUACAGUGUUUUGACCUCGAGUCGUACCUGCAGCUCAAUUGUGAGCGAGGGACCUGGAGGUGCCCUGUGUGCAAUAAGACGGCGCUGCUGGAGGGCCUGGAGGUGGACCAGUACAUGCUGGGCAUCCUCAUCUACAUCCAGAACUCUGACUAUGAGGAAAUCACCAUUGAGCCCACGUGCAGCUGGCGGCCAGUGCCGGUCAAGCCCGACGUCCAUAUCAAGGAAGAGGCGGAUGGGCCAGUGUUGAAGCGCUGCCGCACUGUCAGUCCCGCGCACGUUCUGGUACCCAGCGUGAUGGAGAUGGUUGCUGCCUUGGGUCCUGCAGCCACCCCCUUUGCCCCACUGCCGCCCCCUCCAGCCCCGGCACCCAGCGACUACCCCAGCCAGGGUUCCAGUUUCCUGGGACCCAGCACCUUCCCAGAUCCCUUUCUGCCCACCGCACCCAGCACCCCGACUCUUCCUGACUUUGCUGCGGGACCACCCCCCAUAUACCAGCCCGACAUGGCCAGCAGCCUCCUGGCCACCGACAAGCCUGCCCCCUGCGUACCCAGCCAGAUGGUGCCAGCUGGACACCUGGACCCUGCCCACAACCCUGCACCACCGGGACUUCAUGCCUCCAACCUGGGCGGCCCCCCAGGACCUCCACUGCACCACCCAGAUCCGCCUCCAGCCUCCCGGCCGCCUCUGCGCCAAGUGAGCGCCGGCCCAGCCUGCGAGCUGAAUUUUAACCCAGCCCCAGGUGCCAUGGGCACCCCUCUGCCUGGUGGCGGGGAAGGCCCAGAGCCAGCCCUGGAUCUACUCCCAGAGCUGAGCAACCCGGAUGAGCUGCUCCCAUACCUGGGCCCUGCGGGACUGCCCGGCAGCAGUGGUGAUGACCUCCUGGCCCUCUUCGAGAGCAGCUGAGCCUGACCAGACCUGCCCGAGAGACCUACACUGGUCCACGCUGCCCUCAGCCGUCCCACUCCUGCCCUACCCCCGUCUGUCCACUCCUGCUUGCUCCCUCCAGCUGCGUCUCGUCCACGCCCAUCCUUGUGUUCCGGCUCCUCUGGGACCCGCAGACUGAGAAGGGCUGCAGGGGGGGGGGACACUGAAGCACAAUGUCUGUGUAGGACCAGUCUCCACAUCCACCUCCUCUGGCCUCUGAACUCGGGCCCCCAGCCCGGGGAAGAGAGCACUUAGCCUGCUGUGUUUUUAAACGCCCUCCACACACACAUGCACGGACAACACACACAAGUACACAUGAACACGUAUAUUCACGCUCACACACAAGCACACAUACACUCACGCACACAGCCUGCCCAUUUGACCCUGAGGCCUGCAGCACUGGCUCAGUGCCUGGCCUCGCCCCCUACCUGUCUUAUUAAAGGUCUCCCCACC
Molecule: messenger RNA, 3261 nt
Organism: Suncus etruscus (white-toothed pygmy shrew)
Lineage: Eukaryota; Metazoa; Chordata; Mammalia; Eulipotyphla; Soricidae
Gene: ZMIZ2
Product: zinc finger MIZ-type containing 2
Exons: 18
Coding region: 226-2787 (853 amino acids)
Biological process (GO): regulation of transcription by RNA polymerase II; protein sumoylation
Molecular function (GO): SUMO ligase activity; zinc ion binding
Source: RefSeq, a predicted model, not a curated record